ACAAUCUAGCCAAGAGCAGUUAUGUGACCAUUUGUAAAAUUUAUAUAUUACAUUCUGUAGGCAAAUGUUAGCUGACUUCUCUUUUCUGUUUUUGUUUCCUGUUCGAAAUCUUAUAUUAAAGUCUGAUUAAAUUUGAAUCGCACACUACAGUAUUCAUUUGAGGAUGACGAUCCCGACAAUAUGUAACUCAAACCUGAAACCUCUCCUUUAAAGGUUACUUUCAUCUUCAACAUGUUUUAGUUUGAUUCUCUUUCAUUAAUAAUUAAUGAAUUUGAUUUGACUUCCCAGCCCACCCCCACUACCUGUCCACACCCAAGUAUACAUGUACAUGAGUUAAAAGUUGAAACUAAUAUUACAAACACAAUUUGGACAAAAAAAAGUCUUCUUUUUAACCACUUGCAUUGUGUAAACCAAAGAAAUUGAUGUAUCUAACCUAUAUAAUCUAAUGUUUAGUGUGUGCCCAUAUCUGGAAGUCAAUUUUGAGGUCUUGGCUUCUAUUACCUACAUUUAUUUAAAUCACUCUUUCAUUCCAUAUAUUUUUUUACUCCCUUCGACUUUAUUUAUGUCAUACUUUCUUUUUUAUUCCGUCCAAGAAAAAAUGAAUUAGUCAUUUUAUCAUUAUUGAGAUGAUUUAUAACUACAUGAACGAUAAAUUAUUCAUUCGUUUCUUAAAUUUCAAUCUCAAUAUCACACGGAAGGAAUAACAAAUCUUUUCUCCAUGAGUCUUUUAGCUCGUGUCUUUCAAUGUAAGUCAACAAUUUCUCCUUUUAAAGAUCUCAACACAACUCAGCCUAAUGAUCAAACUUUAAAACACCAAAAAGAAAUGCAUUCAAAUAAGUAACAACUUGCAUUUUCCAAGUCUAAAAAGCAGCCAUCACAUUUAACAUUUAUAAUUUCAGAAGCCACCAAGAAUCUGUCAUCCAAAUUUAUGUAUAUAUAUAUCAUGCCAUUUUUUGGCACAUUCUUUUCUUAUAAUUUCACAAAAAUGAGAGGGCUGUACUACAUAGUACUUGUCCUGUUUACUGUAAAGUUUUGUUCUUGCAGUGGAAUUUGCAAAGAAAAUGAGAAAACAGCUUUGCUAAGGUUAAAGAAAGAAGCAAAUGAUCCCACAAAUGUACUAUCUUCUUGGGUUGAUAAAGAAGAUUGCUGUAACUGGGAAGGAGUUUUUUGCCACAAUGUAACUGGUUCUGUCAUUGAGCUAUCGAUUAACGGAUGGAAUUGGACAGAACUUAAAGGCCUAAAGAUUGAUGAUUUCCAGUGGUUGUCAAGUCUGGAUAAUCUUGAUCGUUUGGACAUGUCUGGUGUGGAUUUAAGUGAGGCUACAAACUGGACUGAGGUGAUUAGCAUGCUUCCUUCUUUGGUUAAUCUCCGUUUUUCGAAUUGUAGUCUUCAUUCAAUACCUCCUUUGUUUGAUCAUAACAGUUCUGUUCUUGAAAAUCUUGAUCUUUCCUUGAAUAACUUUGGCUCUCCAAUUCCCGGGUGGGUUUUCGGUUUUGGUAGUCUUGUUUCUCUUGAAUUCACUGGUAGUAAUUUCACUGGUUCAUUUCCUGAGGGUCCUUUUAACUUGACUUCUUUCACAACAUUGAGAGCUUCUAGCAACUCCUUUGGUUCUGUUUUACCUCAAUGGUUAUUUGAUCUUAGUAAUCUUGAAUAUUUUGAUUUGAGUUUUAGUGGUCUUGAGGGUCCAAUACCAAAUGGAGUUGGAGAUUUUACCAAGCUUACAUAUCUUAGUCUUGCUUCCAAUAAUCUGAAUUCCACUAUCCCAAAUUGGCUCUAUGGAUGCAAGAAUCUUGAAACACUUAUCAUGAAGGAUAACAGUCUUGAGGGAACAGUUUCAGACUUGAUUUCAAAUCUGACAUCUCUAAUUAGUAUCGAUAUGUCUGAAAAUUUUCUUUCUGGAAAGUUACCGAGUGUAAUUGGGAAGUUAUGGAAAUUAGAAGAUCUCGAUCUCUCAGAAAAUCGAUUUGAAGGAGUAGUAUCUGAGGUUUUCAAUACUAUGAAUGAUUGUCCUCCAAUAGGCUCAGGAAAUUGUUCUUCUUUGAGGACCUUAAGACUAAAUGACAACAAACUGAUUGGAAAUCUUCCAAAAAGUUUUGGGCAACUUCCAAAUCUACAGUUCUGUUUCAUGUCUAAUAAUAGGUUGGAAGGGGUGUUGACAGAAGAACAUUUCACCAAUUUAACAAAUUUGAAGUUUUUCUCUGCAUCUAAGAGUAAUUUGACUUUAAGGGUGAGUUCAGAUUGGAUUCCAUCAUUUCAAGCUAGUGACAUUGUAAUGGGCGGUUGGCGCUUAGGCCCUGACUUCCCUUUGUGGAUCCAGACUCAACAAUCAAUCAUGAAUUUGGACAUAUCGAAUGCUGGCAUAGUAGGUGAAGUUCCAACUUGGUUCUGGAACUUAUCGUCUCAAAUUCGUUUCCUCAAUAUGUCUCACAACCAGCUCAUUGGUGAGAUUCCAACUUUCUCAAUAUCUGAUAGCUCCAUGGGAAGUGGAGGUCCUUGGUUGAUAUACUUGAGUUCCAACAACUUCAGUGGUUCACUACCUCAUAUUCCAACCAUGGUAACAGAGUUAGACCUUUCGGAUAACUCUUUCUCGAAAGGUUUAACAAGCUUCUUGUGUGAUAAAAAGAAUGAAUCUUACAUGUUAGAGAUUCUACACCUUGGGGGAAAUCGUUUCUCCGAAGAAAUUCCUGAUUGUUGGAUGAGUUGGCCAGAGUUGAGAGUUGUCAAUUUGGGAGAGAAUAAGCUUACCGGAGGAAUCCCAAGAUCCAUCGGAGCUUUAAGCAAUUUGAAAUCUUUGGACUUGAAAAGAAACAGACUUUCUGGUCCAUUGCCUUCAUCCUUGAACAACUGCACAAGAUUGUGGAAAAUAGACAUGAAUGAGAAUGAGUUAGAUGGAAAUUUACCACCUUGGUUUGGUACACUUUCAAAGCUGAUAGUCCUGAGUCUUCGGUCUAAUAAAUUCGAUGGUGAACUAGCUCCAGAACUUUGCAAGCUCAAUGAUCUUCAAAUCUUGGAUCUUGCCAACAACAAUUUGUUUGGAGCUAUACCUCGGUGUGUUAACAAUUUCACAGCAAUGGUGAAUGGAAGGAAGGAAAUUAGAGACGGAGACGAAGAGAUGGAUUAUUCUUAUUAUGUUGGAGUUUUCAGGGAGAGUGCAAGAGUAGCAACUAAGGGUAACAUGUAUCAGUAUGAUACCAUUUUGUCAUUGUUUACAAGCAUGGAUCUUUCUAACAAUAGCCUUUCUGGAAACAUUCCUAUGAGUCUUACAAGUCUUGUUGGAUUGAGAUCAUUAAAUUUCUCCCACAAUCAGCUGACUAGUAGUAUUCCAAGGGACAUUGACAAGAUGAAGGUAUUAGAAUCACUUGAUAUCUCGAAUAAUCAACUCUCUGGUGAAAUACCACAAAGCAUUUCGAGUUUGUCCUCUUUGAGCUACUUGAAUGUAUCUCACAAUAAAUUAUCAGGGCAGAUUCCUGUAAGCACUCAACUUCAAAGCUUUAGCCCUUUUAGUUUUACUGGAAAUAAACUGUGUGGGCUUCCACUCGUGGAGCGUUGCAGUAAAAAUCCUGAGGUUGAAAAUGAAGAAGAAGAAGAAGAAGAUGAUAAUGAAGUGGAAUGGUUCUACGUUUCCAUGGCAAUAGGAUUUAUUGUGGCUUUUUGGGGUGUAAGUGCUCCUUUGCUUUUCAUAAGACCAUGGAGACAUGCCUAUUAUGGGUUUUUAGAUAGAAAAUGGAAAUCAUGGCACACAUAAUUUGUAAAGAUGUGACAUUAAGGAGAUUUCUAUUUAUGUAUACUGGAUGAAAUUUGUUUAUAUCUCAUGAAAAUCCAUUACCAUUCAGCGUUCUUUGAA
Molecule: messenger RNA, 3844 nt
Organism: Solanum pennellii
Lineage: Eukaryota; Viridiplantae; Streptophyta; Magnoliopsida; Solanales; Solanaceae
Product: receptor-like protein EIX2
Exons: 1
Coding region: 929-3745 (938 amino acids)
Molecular function (GO): protein binding
Source: RefSeq, a predicted model, not a curated record